Cladocopium goreaui is the source of this 3137-nucleotide messenger RNA. NCBI's taxonomy places the organism in Eukaryota, Dinophyceae, Suessiales, Symbiodiniaceae. The record is from the annotation of a GenBank genome assembly.
CGAACUUCGCCAGCAUGUCUGUGGUUACUCAAUGGCCUGCGCAGCGUUUGUCACAGUCAAUUUCAUGGGGUGGAAUCCAGGUCACUGGCGUGCAGGUUCGUGUUGGACAAGAAAUUCCCGAGGAAUUGCCAGAGGAGAUCCCUGAUGAGUUUGAGACACCACAGGCGAACGUUCUGCAGCUGCUUCCCAUUGAGAGCUUGCAGGAGCAGUUCCCUCACAACGCAAACCUGCAGCAGCAGUUCGCCAGUUUGGCGGCCAGCUUCCAAGCUUGGCGCCCCGUUCGAGGUGAUGGCAACUGCUACUAUAGAGCUGUGCUUUUUGCUUGGCUCGAGCAUUGCUUGGCUCUGGGACUGCAGCAGCCGCUACAAACUUUGGCAAACAAAUUACACAGUGGCAAGGAGGCUCAGUUGUGCCGAAGUCGGUUGAAAUGCUGGCAAAUGCAGCGGCAAAAGUGCGCAGAUGAUACUUCGGUCAGGGCUAUUUUGCAACGCUUGGCAGCUGAAUUCAACCGCAGAGACGUGGAUUACGCGUUUGUUUAUUGCCUUCGCCAAUUGGUGGCCAACUACGUCCGUCUCCAUGCAAAAGACCCGAUAGUCGGCCCUGUCACAGGUGCCGCAGGUGCCGCAGGUGCCGCAGGUGCCGCAGGUGCCGCAGGUGCCGGUGCGGUAUCCAAUGCGUUGACCUUAGAGAGCUGGGCCUUGGCGAUUUCUGGAGCUGUGAACAUCGAAGAGUACUGCCAGCAGCACAUUUCUUCCAUGCAGAAGGAUGCAGCGGAUCAUGUGCAAUGGGUGUGCCCACGAGUCUUGCAGACAGUGGUACGUAUAUGCAUGGUCGACCGUGAGACAGCCCGCUGUACCUUUGUCGACUAUGGCCAGGAGCAGCAUGUCCCCAGUCGAUCAUCCGAUGCUCGCUGUGUUCCUACAGCUGCCCAGCUGGCAGCUGCUGCACCCUCCUCGAUGCCAGAGAUUUUCCUGCUGCUGAAACCGGGUCACUACGAUAUCCUAGUGCCAAGGGACAAGUCGUUGCGAUUAUUAAGGCCUGAGGACAGCAAAACUCAGGAGUUUGGGGAGCUUUGUGCAAGCUUCAGGGCAGUCAUAAGAUGCCUGGAAGAGAGACUGGUCCACGAGCUGGUUAGUCGGAGCGACCGCAAAGAGUUUGAAAAGGACCUGGAUCUUUUUCAUGGACAGUUGAUCAGUGUUUUGGAGCCACUUCACAAAAUGUUGCAGGUCUCUCCACAAGCUGAGAUAUCUGCCAUGCGAGCUUUGCUGCCAUCAUUGGAUGACUUUCUGCAAAAUGUACAGCGCCAGGAGGUCUCGGGACCCCGGCCAAAGCAUGCCGUGCGAAGACCAGAGCGCAGACCAGACUGCUGCAUUUGCAUCAAGCAUGACGCAGAGAUCACCGCGAAGUGUGGAUGUUCAUAUCAUCGAAGCUGCUUGGAGAACUACGCCCGUAGUAGUACCUCUUGGAGUCAGCUGGCAUGCAAGUUGCACAGGCGCAUCUUCGGCCAUGAUUUCCUCAUGUCGCACUUGGGCGAUGCGGGCAUCAAGGCCUUGCUGCCUCCCAAGUCCCCGACUUCAUCGCCGCCAAAGAGGCCGCCUGGGUUGCCUGGGCAGCUCCCUGCACUGCCUGGUUCUCGCAUUUUGCAAAGCGGCAACCUGGGCGCUCUCGUGCCUUGCGUCAUUUGCUUCGGCGAGGACGGAGUUCUCAAGACGCUGCACUGUGGAUUCAAGGCUCACGUGCACUGUCUCAAAGACUUCUGGUUCCAGAAGGUUUCCACCCUUUGCCGAUUGACUGACAUCCGCUGCCCAGCAGAAUUGGCAGGAUGUGCAUCUAUGCUUCUGGAGGGCGAUUUGAGAGAUGUCAUCACCCCGCAGGACCUGCAACUCGCAGAAAGAACUGUCCAAGAAUUGGAUGAACGGAAUCAACGCCUCAUAGAGGAGUUGAAACGGCAAAGCGAAGAGUAUCGGCCUACCUUCAGGUGUGCAAUCUGCCUUGUGGACCAUGAGGUGGAAGGAUGCUGCACAUUGCCAUGUCAACAUCGCUUUUGCUUUGAAAGUCUCCAGUACCACUUCGAUCUCAUUGUGCGGGAGAGGCGUUUGAGCAAGCUUACUUGCCCGGCAGAGGGCUGUGGCUACAAUCUGAGAUCUGAAGAUUCGAUUCACAUCUUUCAGCAAUGCCUGCCAGAAGACUCCUACUUUAAAUUGUUGGAGUUUCUGACUUGCGAUGACCCCCGCAUUGUAGACUGCCGAGCCCUUGGUUGCGAGGAGCGUGUCUUCUGCGACGAAGGAGAUGACUUUGCAGACUUAGCCUGUCCUAAGGGACAUCGUUUUUGCGCCAAAUGCGACUGUGGACCUCAUCCACUUCUUUCUUGCUCAGCCAGACGCAGCCAAAUGGAGCAGGAAAAAUCGGAGGUGUGGUCCCAGGUGCUGUUGAUGGGCUGGAAACCCUGUCCGCGAAAGUGUCGUUUUGGUGGCGGCUACAAAUCACAAGAGGAGUGCGAUCAUGUCACUUGCGAAUGCGGUCAUGAGUUCUGCUGGGACUGUGGCAUCGACCGCCGCAUCCCUUUAGCGCAUGACAACCGGUGGCACAAACCAAGCUGUCGUUAUUUCACCAACUUUGACGAAGUUGCAGAGUUGCCCAAGUUUGAAGCUAAUUGCCCUGAAUGUCAAAGAAGAGCAGCCCACGGUGAAGCACAGCCUUGUUGCUUUCCAGAAGAUGAUGGCUACCCGCAUUCGUACCUGAAUUGAAGGGUCUCAAGGACGUGACGAUCCGGCAAAGCCAGACGUGAAGCAGCCAACUUCAUGGAUUUGCAGUUGCAGGGGCAUCAUGAUGGCAUAUCUGAAAGUUCGACCUGUACGUCUCCGAUGUGACGGAUGUGAUGCUGCAGCUUUGCGCUUCACUACCUCGACAUAAGGUUCCCGGAGAACGCCAAGCAGCCAAGCAUAGCCUCGUUCCGAAUCAAAGAGGUCAAGUCGGUCAAGUGAUCAGAGGAUAUCAGAGGUUGAUGGAGAGACACGACCGUCGAGAUCCGUCGGGCACGUUUGAUAAGAACACUUGGCGAGGAGCACGAGCCUGGACUUGGCAAGUGGAAAGAACACUAGCGUCACUAGCUGCCAGGCGUUCAAACAUGUUCAAAA